Cinara cedri is the source of this 5699-nucleotide messenger RNA. Lineage: Eukaryota; Metazoa; Arthropoda; Insecta; Hemiptera; Aphididae. The record is from the annotation of a GenBank genome assembly.
UACGUUCGUAAUAAUAUUAUAAAUUAUUAUAUAAAGGGCCGGUGACGUAUUAGAAAACGCUUCAUUUUCGAAGUAAUCGUCGUCUACCCAUCACGUCAAAUUCAUCACGUUUUAAAAAAAUGAUCUUCCCGAAAUUUUUAAUCACGGUCGUGUUGUGCUGCUGUUUUUCAUUGGACAAUGCUUCGUGUAAACCUUUAACCGGUAAGUACGACAAUGUUAUUAUUAUGUUUCAAAAUGCGAUACAGAUUACGACGAUAUUAAUAUUCAUUUGUUUUACCUAUGUUAUUUUUCCGCAGACGGCCUGACACCGUGCAAGAAAACCGAUCCGAAACUGAACGAAUGUCUAUUGGACAUAUUGAAACGGGUUAAACCUCAGCUUUUUCACGGUACGUCUAUCAAAUGUCGCAGUAAAAAUUAAUGCAAAUAUAUACACGGCAUGGUCGGCUCUUUUUGCAGGCGUUCCGGAACUGAAUUUGCCGUCUCUGGACCCUUUAUACAUUCCUAAGGUGUCCAUCCACGGGACCCGGCAAGACAUCAGAAUGACCGGCGAACUGUACAAUUUGACCGCCAAAGGUAGCGAUUCGAUGACCGUUAAAACAUUAAAGUACGCUAAUAAACUCGUAAAUACCUACAGUGCAUAUGAACCGAUCAGGCGCAAUAAUCGUAAUAAAUAUGUUUUCAUCCCCGCAGUGUCGAUUUGGCAGAGAACACGUGGGAUAUGACCGUCGACAUUCCACUCGUUAUGUUCGUCACGGAUUUCAAUUUGAACAUAACGUUAAAAGCCUUGUAUGUGCCAAUUUACGGGAAAGGACGAUGCCACGGAAAAAUCAGUAAGUAUUCCAAUUAUAACUUAAAGAUUUUAGAUUCUGAGCGAAGCGAAAAUCGUAUUGGUAUUAUCACGGUAUGAAUUUAUUUGCCCGCAAAAAACUUUUCUACUAUCAAUCUUACUCUAGUCAUAAACUUUAUAGAGACUUUCUUGUGGAAUUUUCGAUUUAUUUUGGUGUAUUGCGGCAGUUUUUUUUUUAAUUUCCUUAGUAGUUUACCUAAUUAAUAGGAUACACUGGCAACUUGUUAAAUUUUUGUUGAUUUCUGAGUUUUCUGUUUUAACAACAAGGGAUAAAAUAUUAUUAAUAAUGCUCCACUCAGAAUCGUUUUUCGUUAGCACCAGUUCAUCGUAGCGUACUAAAAAAUAUUAAACUACCAACAAUGACACACCCAUCGGCAGCAUCGUUCUUUAUUUUUUUGAAAACAUUAAGCUGAAGAACAUUAUGUUUUGCCGAAUAUAAAAUAAACAGCCUUAUAAUAUUUUUUACUAGAUUAGAAUAAAUAUCAAACUUUUAAUACGUGUAUAUUUUACAUAUUGCAUUCAGUAGUUGAAAUAUACAAUAGGUAUUUUUACAAAAAAAAAAAAAAAAAAUGCAAUCGUAUAUUUUUAUGCUAUCGGCGAAUUAUGUAUUUAUGUUGUUAAACAUUCGAAAUGUUUGCCAAAAACAAAGCUACUCGUAUAGGUUCAAUACAUUUUAAAUUCAGAACGUAGUGAGAAAUCUAUUAGUUUUACUAUGAUGUUUACUAUUUCUCUAUCAGGAAUUUUUCACCGAUGAAUCAAGUGUUACAUCUUUUCUAAAAAGAAAUUUGGUUAGUGCAUUAGGGAGAUGAUUUAUCGAUUUUCUGAGAGACUUUCAUAAUAAUCGGGAAAAACGGUAAAGAGAAUUGUAGGUAAAACGGGAAAUAUUUAUGGCACACUUAUGACGUGACGUUACCAAUUUCAUUGGUUUUAAUUUUUUUUUUUUAUCUAUGUAUUCUACUAGAAAUAUUGCUAUAAUCACAAAAUACCUAGAAAUAUUUUUUGUUGAAUUUUAGAUAUAGUUUUUUACAAAAUAAGUAGUUUUUUUAUUUUCUAAGAAUUUUUCAUAAUAAUUUGAAAAGGCUGGAAAAACGAAAACUGAAAUUUGAUAAUUUUACGGCAUUAUAAUUCCUUUAUUUCCAAUAUUUACGCUUUAUGUUUUCUAGCAAAAGUAUUACUCCAAUAAAAAAACGACAAUCUUUUUUGUUGAAUUUUUAGUUUAGUAGGUGACCAAGAAAGUCAUUUUUUGAUUUUAUAUGUCUUUUAUAUAUUUGAUUUUAUUUUAAUUAAAUUUAAUGGAGCAAAAUCGAGAAGUACGUCGAAAGAACGGAGAAAUUUAGGAAAACAAUGCUUUUAUUGUUUUCAAUUUUAUUGUGAUUCAGUUAAAAACAUUCAUAGUCCCUUAAAAUGUUGAUAUAAAACGUAUAUUUGGUUUUUGAGUUAUUUAUAGAAAUUUUAAUUUUACGACUUUUGUACGCAAUUUUUAUUUUAUAGGUACUUACACUAUAGAUAAAAUCAUUUAACCAAACAGAAAUGCUUGCACAUUUAUUAGGAGGUGCAUUAUAAUUUGUAAAUUGUAUUUAAAGGUCAAAAAAAAGUUGAGUACAAUGUUUUUUUUUAUGAGAGUUCUACUAUCAAAUUUUGACGAAAAUCGUAAAUAUUACGCCCUUUCAAAACAUAUAUAACCGAACUUUUCACUGAAUAGUUUUUCGUUUGCAAUGGUUUAUCGUUGCUUACAAGUUAAAAUUAAAUAACUUUAUGUAUUCUACCUUCUCGACUUCUCACCUCGACACAUUGGUACAUCCAUCCCUAGUAUCGAACGGAAAACUUGGUAGUAAUUUAAGAAUAUUAUAUUCUAUCGCUUGUAUCGAUCUUAAUUUUCGUUUACGCAUUGAUUGAAAUAUAUACCUACAGCUGCACGGUUUUAUAAUUUUACCGAACAUACCUACAAAUUUAAAACUAAUGAUAUUUUAGAUUCUAAGUGGAGCGAAUAAACUUAUGGUUGUAUAAAAGUGUUAAUUUUUUUUUUUUUAUCUGUGCGUAACUUUUCCACCAGAAAUUUUGCUCCGAUUUACAAUAAUAGCACUUUUUUUUAAAAGGAAAUCUGACCAGGGAGGUACUUUAAAUUGGUUAUUUUUCGAUUUCCCCGAGAGUUUUCUUAACAAAUGGGAAAAAUCGGGAAACCCGAAAAAAACCGUAGGAAAAACGGGAAAAUUGGAUCAAUAUCAAACAAAUAUUAUUUAAGAAAGUAUAUAAUGUCUAUUUAAUUAUUUUACCAUAUAUAUAUCUAUUGUUGACAAAGCAACACUAUCAACUGAACUCCGUUCAGAAUCGUUUUUUCGUUACCAAUGUUUUAUCGUUGCUUACAGAUAUACAUUGAAUUUCCUUUUGUAUCCUACCUUCCAAUUUUAUCACUUACAACAGUGGCUACACCCGUCCCCGUUAUCCCAUAUCCUAGAACAGUUUUUUAAUUGUGUGCUUUUAUAUUAAAUAUUCAGGCCACAGCGUCGUUCGUUUUCACGCCAACACUGAAGUGAAAGAUAACAAACUGAAGUUGAAAAACAUCAAAAUGAAUUUAUAUUUUGAAGACGUGGACGUUCACAUAACCAAUACGCAGAACCCGACAAUAGGUAAAUGGUUGUUUUAAUAUUAGUAUCGUUUAUCGUGGCCGUUAGCCUAAAUUCGCGUCAUGGUUCGAGUACAUAAUCCACAGAUAAACUCAAACUAUGAUGCCUACUAAAAAUUUUCCAGGUUGUGGAAUUUGUCCGUUGACGCAUCCCGUAAUCACUUCGUCAAUAUGCGAACGUCGAACUCUGUUAUUUACUUUUAAAUAUUAUUUUCGUUUAGUGUAUUCGUAUACUCAACAUCCAGUCGAUAAAAUAAUAUUAAAACGUUUAGUGGUUACGAUUGUUUUUGUGACGCGAAUUAUGAAUACGAAAUGAACGUAGAAAACUACUUAAAAUAAUAAUUUAUUCAGCAAUGGAUUUUCUACGAAAAUAUUACGGCGGUAUUAAUUUUUAAUGAUAUAAUUAUUAUUGUCUUCGCGAUUUUUCGCUCGCAAUACGUUAAAUAUUUACUCAUAUUAAUUGACUAGUAUUAUACUCACAUUAUAUUUAAUAGAAUAUCGUUUGUGCUGAAGUUCAAUGAAUUCGGUCUUGUGUAAAGAAUAGUUUUAUUUCGUAUUCAGAAGUUUCGUUGUGUAUUUGAAUAAACAAGUGAACACGCAUUCAGAAUACGUAUUCGGAUAUUUUUUUUCGACAGUACAAAAGUAUUCGAAUACAAAAAAAAAAAAACGAUUCAAAUAUAUUUUAGUUCGAUUAUUUUAUACAACCACUGUCGAUAAUAAUAAACUGUUAACUCUUUAACAGAGGGAGGAAAGAAACUAAUUUAUACAAAACAUAUUUAUGACCUAGUUUGGAUUAAGUUUAUUUAAAAAAAAAAAAUAUAAAAAUGCAAAAUAGGUUUAAAAAUUCGAUUUCAAAUACAUUUUUUGUUUGCAAUACAAUUUGCCGACUAAUGAAAACAAAUAGGCAAAAAUAUUUAAAUAAAUCGAAAAAUAGAAAAUAUUCCUAGAAUAUAAAAAAGAUAAAUAUAGUUUCAAAAUGCAAAAACAAUUUAUCUCUAAUGGAUACAUUUAUUUUAAAAUAUUUAAGUUGAGUACACAUUUUGUUUAAGUUUGCAGUGGUUUAUUUGCCAUCGUGUUUUUCUCAUCAAUAAUACGGAACCCGGGAUGGGAAAAAAAAUUAUCAUAUUUUUUUCUUUUUAGUAUUAUUACUCAAGUAUAUCAAUAGUUGAUCAAUAAAUUGAUUUUAUCAAUGAGACUCGCUCAUUAAGACGUUCUAUUUUAAUUAAUAAAUAUUAUAGUCUUAAAAUUUCCAGAUGCACAAAAUCGUUUUGAUUAUUUCUGUCGUGGUAUACUCGAAAUAAAAUUAUUUCAAUAUUAAUUUUGUAUACGUUUUGCGAUGUAGGUUACAAUAAUGAAAAACAAAUUAGAACACUGUAGUCAAUGGGACGUUUGAAAUGUAGAGGAUAUAGAGUAAUUUAAUUAAUAUACUAUAAAAGCAACACCGUUUCAAUCAAAAACCGUUACUGAAUGUAGUAGUAUUUUUUAGUAGUAUUGGGCAUGUUUUUCCCCUUCUAACUUUUAGGUGAAUCUUGAAAUCAAUAAAGAUACCGAUGUAACGAUAUUUGCUGUCAGUUUUAAAUCAUACAGAAAAUAUGUCGGGAAUUUAGUAAUUUAAUAACACGUAUCCUUGUAAAACUAUGAUACCUACACAAUCUUAACACAACUCAGAAUCUAAAAAAAAAAAAAAACGAACUGUAUUAUAAAUAUAUUUGAUUGAUUUUCCGCAGCGCAAACAGCGUCAGAGUUUUUCAACACGAACAAGCGUCUGGUACUCGACCUGAUAACGCCGAUCGCUGAAGACGCGGCCACAGAUUUGCUUGUCCAGCACGGAAACAGAAUUUUGUCUACCAUGGAGAUCACGGACCUGCUGGUGGAUUGAUGAGUUUUGUGUAGUCGGCUGCAGGCUGCAGCGCCGAAUUCAUAUUUUCCAAAACACCGUUCGAGUGAUGAUAUACGCGAGACGGCUUACUAUUGAUUAAUCAUAUACCUACCUAACUUAUUAUGCCAUUAAAUAUACACAAUAUUAUAAAACAUUAUACAUGAACCUAUACCGCUCUUAUACGAACGACUUUGGCGUGAACCAUGACGUGUAUAUUGUACUACUAUACGUUCCUCUUGUACAGAAUAAUAAUUGUUUUGUAAUAUCAUAAUUUAUUUCCGGCACUGUAUUAUUUAGUAUUGUCAUUAAUGAGAUAAUAUUAUGAUAAUUCAAAAUAUACGAGGUGUCCG